UCAAAGUCAGGCUGUGUUCAGACAAGCGCAAUCGACCCCUGAGCUCCGACUCUGAUCUAGGAUUGAUAAUCAAUUAUCGACGCAGUUAAAUAUCGUCACAAGGAUGUCAGACGCCAAGCAAGCCGUGGCACAGAAAAGUGUUAAAAUUGCAGCUGGUGCUGUGGUGUGUGUUGAGAGUGAAAUAAGAGGAGAUGUGACCAUUGGUGCUAGAACGGUUGUCCACCCAAAAGCACGGAUCAUAGCGGAGGCGGGGCCUAUUAUCAUUGGAGAGGGUAAUCUGAUAGAGGAGCAGGCGCUUAUUAUUAACAGUUAUCCAGAGAAUAUCAUGCCAGACACAGAGGGAGUUGAGCCAAAACCCAUGACAAUUGGGACCAAUAAUGUGUUUGAGGUUGGAUGUGUCUCUCAAGCUUUGAAAAUUGGAGACAACAAUGUGAUUGAGUCUAAAGCUGAUCUUGGGAGAAACGUAAUCCUGAGCAGUGGAUGCAUCAUUGGCGCGUGUUGCCAGAUCAACACGUGUGAGAUCGUCCCGGAGAACACGGUCGUGUACGGUUCGAACUGCAUCAGGCGCGUGCAGAGUGAAAAGCCACAGCCUCAGACUCUGCAGCUCGACUUCCUCAUGAAGAUUCUGCCCAACUAUCACCACAUGAAGAAGACGGUCAAAGGAAAUAGCACACCUGUGAGGAACUAAAGAGGGAGCUGGAUCCAGAGGUGUGCCCCCUGCAGCCCCAAAGCGUUUGCACACACAGACAUCAGACACAUAUUACCUUCAACUUGUCUUACUCUUUAAAGUUGUUCUCUAAGUCUACUAGAAUACCUCUGGUCUGAAGAACACCAUCAAUCUUAAGUGACAAUUUCUGGCUUUGCACUUCUGCUUUCAGUUCAACAUUAAGACUAUUCAUGAUAUAUUGUAAACCUGAAAUUGUAAAGUUCCCAUGUUAAUCAGUUAUUAUAUAUUUAUAAUUAUUCAGAUAAAGAUACAAAAUUAUUGCAAUAAAGAUUCAAAUAAAGAUUGCCCUUAAGCUUUUA
Scatophagus argus is the source of this 1026-nucleotide messenger RNA. It is a transcript of the gene dctn6, whose product is annotated as dynactin subunit 6. Gene Ontology annotation, biological process: mitotic spindle organization. Gene Ontology annotation, molecular function: dynein complex binding. Lineage: Eukaryota; Metazoa; Chordata; Actinopteri; Scatophagidae. The record is from RefSeq and is a predicted model, not a curated record. The coding region runs from base 104 to 688 and encodes 194 amino acids. Gene Ontology annotation, cellular component: dynactin complex. The transcript has 7 exons.